AUGCAGAUGCUUAAAACCCUCUCCCUCCUCGCCGCCGUCUGUGUCACUGCGGUUUCCGCCGACCCCUAUGGCCCCCUCGACGCCAUCGACAUCAACGUCCCCAAGCCCGCUCAUCCCCCCGCCGAGGCUGCUAAGCUCAAGCGCGGUGCUCCCCUCGAUGUCAUCGACACCAACAUCCCGCGGCCGGCCCGCCCCCCGAACAACGGCAAGCGCAACGUCAUGACCACCUCCGCUCCGCAGUGUGGGGGUAGCUGCGGAGGAUUCGACACCCGCUACAUUGGCUGCUACCGGCUCGAAGAGGAGCCCGUGCUGGUGGAGAGAGAGAGAGGCGAAAACUGCGCCGUCGCUUGCUACAGGGCCGGCUUUAACUUUGCCAUCGGCGAGCCCGAUGAACUGGGCUUGUGUCGCUGCCUCAGCUUUGUCGACGGCGCUACCCGCCUACCCGACUUUGACUGCUCCGGCACCGGCUGCGACACCGGUCACGGCCGGGGGCCCGUGAGGAUCUACGAGACCCUCCGUAGGGAAUAG
Molecule: messenger RNA, 528 nt
Organism: Tricharina praecox
Lineage: Eukaryota; Fungi; Ascomycota; Pezizomycetes; Pezizales; Pyronemataceae
Exons: 3
Coding region: 1-528 (175 amino acids)
Source: RefSeq, a predicted model, not a curated record